GUUGCGGCUUCAUGUCACACAUGCGUACCGACAAAGUGAAUGGCACACGGGCGCAGAAGUGACACCGAGGCGAGCAGAGUGAGGGGGAGACUACCAGAGCUGAUCCGCGGCAGCUGGGUGAAGUCCACGCGAGGAGGUGAAGAAGAAGGAGGAGGAAAUAAAGCGCGCGUGGUGAGGAUGAAGAUGAAAGCCGCGGGAGGCUUUAUCCCACCACCAGCGUCUCCGAAAUUCAGGCUCUCUUAAGACGCACGGGGAGUCAAGGCACGUUGAAUUUGGGCCAGUUGAGAAAGUUCAGAGACUGUAUACAAUGGUUAUAAAUGGGUCUCACCUGAACAGCUCCUCGCCAGACCCCAGUGACACCGUCCUGAACCGCCCGCCGUGGGUUACCACAACUUUGGGCUGCUUCCUCAUCUUCACUAUCAUUGUUGACAUCCUGGGCAACCUCUUGGUCAUCUUCUCCGUGUAUCGAAACAAGAAGCUCAGAAACGCAGGGAACAUCUUUGUGGUGAGCCUGGCAGUUGCAGACCUUGUGGUGGCCAUCUACCCGUACCCUCUGGUCCUCACCUCCAUCUUCCACAAUGGCUGGAACCUGGGUUACGUUCACUGCCAGAUCAGCGGUUUCCUCAUGGGAGUCAGUGUCAUCGGCUCCAUCUUCAACAUCACCGGCAUUGCCAUCAACCGAUACUGUUACAUCUGCCACAGCCUCAAGUAUGAUAAACUGUACAGUGACAAAAACUCUGUCUGUUAUGUGAUGUUAAUCUGGGCGCUGACUGUGGUGGCCAUUGUGCCCAACCUGUUUGUGGGUUCACUUCAGUAUGACCCACGGAUUUACUCCUGCACCUUUGAACAAUCAGCAAGCUCAGCGUACACUAUUGCAGUGGUUUUCUUUCACUUUAUUUUACCCAUCAUGAUUGUCACAUACUGCUACCUGCGCAUUUGGAUAUUGGUCAUACAGGUGAGGAGACGGGUCAAGCCAGACAACCGUCCCAAGCUGACGCCGCAUGAUGUAAGAAACUUUGUCACCAUGUUUGUGGUGUUUGUGCUCUUCGCUGUUUGCUGGGCGCCGCUCAACUUCAUCGGCCUGGCCGUAGCGAUCAGACCAGAGGUGGUGAUUCCUCUCAUCCCCGAGUGGUUAUUUGUGGCCAGCUACUUCAUGGCCUACUUCAACAGCUGCCUUAACGCCAUAGUGUAUGGUGUGCUGAACCAGAACUUCCGGCGAGAGUACAAGCGCAUCGUAGUGUCAGUGUGCACAGCACGCAUCUUCUUCCAGGACAGCUCCAACGAUGCAGGGGAGAGGCUAAAGAGUAAACCGUCACCACUCAUGACCAACAAUAACCAGGUCAAGGUGGACUCUGUCUGAUCCAGAACUCAGAGGACUACUGAGCAGACAUGAACAGAUAUGCUGUGACUGAGUGUAAAAAACAAAAGGAAAAAAAGAAAAAACAAAAAAGGCAGAGUGAGAAAAAUACCAAAUAUAAAUAUAAAACAGCUUCUGUCCUCUGAGCUGUCCACAGACUGUCACAUGGUGCUAUCCAACCUCUGAACAAUCACAGUAAAAACAGGGGUGCAUAUUAUCUUUGUCUUUUACCAAGCACUUUUGUUUGACUCUGCAGUACCUGUAGUACAGUAAAUAUAUGAUGUCUGUUUUGUUUUCAUGUUUACAGUGAUGAUAUAAAUGUAUCAUGCAUUAUAUAAGUAUUUAUUUUGUAUGAAAUGUCAUGUAGAUAUAUAAUAAGAUAUAUCUGUUUCCAGUUAAAUGAAGACAACGUUUUAUCAGGCCAAUAAAAAAAAAAAAAUACAAAACUUGGGUUAAAAAAUA
Molecule: messenger RNA, 1819 nt
Organism: Plectropomus leopardus (leopard coralgrouper)
Lineage: Eukaryota; Metazoa; Chordata; Actinopteri; Perciformes; Serranidae
Gene: mtnr1aa
Product: melatonin receptor 1A a
Biological process (GO): G protein-coupled receptor signaling pathway
Cellular component (GO): plasma membrane
Molecular function (GO): melatonin receptor activity
Source: RefSeq, a predicted model, not a curated record